Messenger RNA from Brassica rapa (field mustard), 2187 nucleotides. RefSeq names its product protease Do-like 9. Gene Ontology annotation, biological process: proteolysis. The record is from RefSeq and is a predicted model, not a curated record. NCBI's taxonomy places the organism in Eukaryota, Viridiplantae, Streptophyta, Magnoliopsida, Brassicales, Brassicaceae. Gene Ontology annotation, molecular function: protein binding; serine-type endopeptidase activity.
GCCGUUUCUUACACCGUAGCCAUUACUUAUAUUCAUAAACCCUAGCUGCCUCGAAACAGAGUUCUUCUUCGAGAACUCAGUUUUCAAUUUCCAUUUCGCAGAGAAGAUACAAUUCAGAGGAUAAAGUUCACUCUUUUCCUUCUGGGUUGUGAGAAAAAAUGAAACCUUCUCAAAAGAGAGGUCGCAAACACAAACGAGAAGAUGCUUCAUCGGCUGAAAACGGUGGCGGCGAGGUUAAAGACGCUUCCUUGAACGAAUCUCCGUUACCUCUAUCCCCCGAGCCUGCUUCAGCCUCCGAGACAAACCCAUCUCCGUCGCGACGCAACCGCGGGAGAGGCAAAAAGCGCCGAUUGAACAACCAAUCCGAACCCACCGGCGGAAUCGGCCAGCGAUCGUCUCUUCCUCAAAACGGCGAUUGCAGCAAUGGGCUGAUUGUUUCGGGAGCGAUGACAUCGGAGUCGAUUCCCGCUGCUCCGAGUUGGGAGACUGUGGUGAAAGUUGUGCCUUCGAUGGACGCUGUGGUGAAAGUCUUUUGCGUCCACACCGAGCCUAACUUCUCUCUGCCGUGGCAGAGGAAGCGGCAGUAUAGCUCCGGUAGUAGUGGCUUCAUCAUCGGAGGGAGAAGGGUUUUGACUAAUGCACAUUCCGUUGAGCAUCAUACGCAAGUUAAGCUCAAGAAGCGUGGCUCUGACACUAAGUAUCUAGCAACUGUCUUGGCCAUUGGAACUGAAUGUGACAUUGCUUUGUUGACAGUUAAUGAUGAUGAGUUUUGGGAAGGAGUGUCUCCUGUGGAGUUUGGAGACUUACCAGCUCUCCAAGAUGCGGUGACUGUGGUUGGUUAUCCAAUUGGUGGAGACACAAUCUCUGUCACAAGCGGUGUUGUUUCUCGGAUGGAGAUACUGUCUUAUGUGCAUGGCUCGACAGAGCUUUUGGGGUUGCAGAUUGAUGCGGCUAUAAACUCUGGGAACUCUGGUGGUCCUGCGUUUAACGACAAGGGAAGAUGUGUCGGCAUUGCGUUUCAGUCGUUGAAACACGAAGAUGCUGAGAACAUUGGUUAUGUCAUUCCUACGCCGGUGAUUGGACAUUUCAUUCAAGAUUAUGAGAAGCAUAACAAAUACACAGGGUUUCCUGUUAUUGGAAUUGAGUGGCAGAAGAUGGAGAAUCCAGACUUGCGUAAGAAAAUGGGAAUGGAGUCUCAUCAAAAGGGAGUGCGGAUAAGGAGGAUCGAGCCUACAGCCCCGGAGUCACAGGUUCUGAAGCCGUCUGAUAUCAUACUUAGCUUUGACGGAGUUAAUAUUGCUAAUGAUGGAACUGUUCCAUUUAGGCAUGGAGAGCGAAUUGGCUUUAGCUAUCUUAUAUCUCAAAAGUACACUGGAGAUUCUGCUCUUGUGAAGAUUCUGCGCAACAAAGAGAUUCUCGAGUUCAACAUAAAACUCGCAAUCCACAAGAAGCUAAUCCCUGGUCACAUAGGUGGCAAACCUCCUUCCUACUUCAUCGUUGCUGGCUUUGUAUUUACAACUGUCUCUGUUCCUUAUCUUCGCUCUGAGUAUGGAAAAGAAUAUGAAUUUGAUGCACCUGUCAAGCUUUUGGAUAAACAUCUUCAUGCAAUGGCUCAGUCCGUGGACGAGCAGCUUGUUGUAGUUUCACAGGUUCUUGUUUCUGACAUCAACAUUGGUUAUGAGGAGAUUGUCAAUACCCAGGUUCUAGCUUUCAAUGGCAAACCUGUGAAAAACUUGAAAUGUUUGGCUGAGAUGGUGGAGAACUGUGAUGAUGAAUACAUGGAGUUCAGUCUUGAUUAUGAUCAGAUUGUUGUUCUGCAAACCAAGACUGCAAAAGAGGCAACUUUAGAUAUUCUGACCACACAUUGCAUACCUUCUGCUAUGUCUGAUGAUCUCAAGAAUUGAACAAGAAACUGAAACAGUAGCAGCCAUAAACAGACAUGGAAGGAGAGAGAGAUUUUGCUCCAUGGAAGCUACACAAAAGCAAAUACAGAGUCAUGGAAGACAAAGAGCUUUGAAAGUUCAAACCAUAUCAUUUAUCUUCUUUGCUUCUUACUCUGUUACACUUUUGUACUAGGCAAAAUAUGCACUAGCUGGUUAAAAGACGAAGCAUUGAAAAAGGUUUUUAAGAAUCGUUGUGUGUUGUGUUUGCUACAAUCUCGACAUUGGUUCGGUUCCACCGCUUGAA